This is a messenger RNA of Trichoderma asperellum CBS 433.97, 753 nucleotides long. RefSeq lists its product as uncharacterized. Lineage: Eukaryota; Fungi; Ascomycota; Sordariomycetes; Hypocreales; Hypocreaceae. The record is from RefSeq and is a predicted model, not a curated record.
AUGAACUUCAUAAAUACAGAUCAGGUACCUAUCAAGAAGGUUGGAGGCUUGAAUGACAAUGAUUCCACAACAGCAUCAGCAACCAGGAGGGCUCGUACACCAGGGUCAUCAUCUCGCACAUAUUUUUUUGCGAGACCCGCUCAUACCACACGAAAGCACAUGUUCUCCGUUAAACCAGUACUUGAGACUCAGAUACAGCAUUUCGACAGCCAAGGCCAUCUCGAGGAAACAGUUGAUGUUCUCUCCGUAGGCUAUUGGACUUCCUGGUUUGACAAGGAUAUCCGAGAGUUUACUCGAAUCAGAAAAUGUUGUCCCGAGCUCGUCAUGAUGGGCGAAAAUUUCUAUGAUGUAGCGCGACUAUCGAAGAGGUUCAUCGGAGCGGCACUCGGGAAAGCCGACACAAGUGGUACCACAACAAGCUUAUGGAUCAACAACAUGUUCUUUACUAUGCGCAGGGCCCUCGGAAGCAACACUUAUGGUAUUACCAUAGAUGGUAAGUUGGCUGUUCAAUGGAGACCAACAUUAAAUCAUACGGUAAUCGAUGGUUUUGAUCUAAGAGAGACCGACAAGGAUAGUCUCAUUGCGAUCUUGGGCAAAAAUUCCAUCGAAUUUUAUCAGCUCGAUGGCAUUGUUGGCCUUCUAAGCGUCGGAUUCGCAAGCAUACAACAGCGGACUAAUGCAGAAGCAAUAGUUCUGCUCACAGCUGUUUGGGUGGCCCAUCAGGAAGGCUGGAUCUUCCCAAAUGCAGCGUAA